Messenger RNA from Cylas formicarius (sweet potato weevil), 839 nucleotides. RefSeq names its product U8-agatoxin-Ao1a-like. Bases 43 to 387 code for a protein of 114 amino acids. Gene Ontology annotation, molecular function: ion channel inhibitor activity. Gene Ontology annotation, cellular component: extracellular region. Lineage: Eukaryota; Metazoa; Arthropoda; Insecta; Coleoptera; Brentidae. The record is from RefSeq and is a predicted model, not a curated record. The transcript is spliced from 3 exons.
UACAAGUUGUUUUAGUUUGCUUUUGGCCGUCUUCCCGACGAGAUGAGGUGCGGCUGGCUCUUGCUGGCGUCUUGCGUGCUGAUUUUGGUAGAGCUGCUGACGAACGUCUCUUCAAUCUCUCCCCCUCUGUUCGAGGAUGAUUCGGGCUAUCCGCAAGCCACCGAGAACGAUUACAGCGAGAACGACAUCGACGGUUAUCUUCGACCCGCUCAGAAACGUUCUUCUUCUUCUUCCAUAAUUUACCUUUUCAGACGCGCAUGUGUCAGAAGGGGUGGCAACUGCGACCACCGACCCAACGAUUGCUGUUACAACAGCUCUUGUAGGUGUAACCUUUGGGGGGCGAACUGUCGAUGCCAGCGGAUGGGACUGUUUCAGAAAUGGGGAUAAUACGACCGCUAAGACGUAAAACCAGACCACCUGGCGAUGGUACCGGAGCACCUCCCCAACCAGAUAGUUAUUUUCGAUCGACCUAAAGUGUAGUGCUUUGGUACCAUCGUCUCGACGGAUCACUUCGGAUGAGACCGCUAGUUCGGACGAUCCUCCAGCAUUGGAAGAUCGUCGGAACGGAACGUCUCGGACUCAGGCGCGGAAAUUGGCCAAGUUAUUAUCCAUCGCGGAGCUGUCCAUACGUUAGAGGCAUAGCCAGUCUCGGCUGCUCUCCUACUGGCGGCCUUUUUCCAGCCAAGCCCCCAGUAGGUCCGCAAGUCCGACUUAAACAUAUUUCAUACACUUAGUUUCUAGGGUAUACGACGUAACUGUUGUAAUUUUGACAUCUGUGUGUGACGAACAUGUACGUCGUUCAGGAUCUUGUCAAUAUUAUAUCUAGAUUAAUAUAUCAA